Aspergillus pseudoviridinutans is the source of this 1083-nucleotide messenger RNA. RefSeq lists its product as uncharacterized. Gene Ontology annotation, molecular function: tyrosine-tRNA ligase activity; ATP binding. The record is from RefSeq and is a predicted model, not a curated record. The transcript has 6 exons. The coding region runs from base 1 to 1083 and encodes 360 amino acids. Gene Ontology annotation, biological process: tyrosyl-tRNA aminoacylation. NCBI's taxonomy places the organism in Eukaryota, Fungi, Ascomycota, Eurotiomycetes, Eurotiales, Aspergillaceae.
AUGGAAAAUCAGGCGUCCGUUGAGCAGCGACUCGACUUGAUCACGAAAGGGUUGAUCGAGGUCCAUGGAGGAGAUUCGAUCCGUCAGAUUCUAGAGGAGGGUAGAAAUCCCAAGGGCUUCUGGGCAACCGCUCCGACGGGCAAGCCGCAUUUGGCAUACUUCGUACCCUUGCUCAAACUGGCAGACUUUGUCAAAGCGGGAGCUGAUGUGACCGUGCUAUUUUGCGAUCUCUACGCAUUUCUAGUGAACUACAAGCACUCCUGGGAAACAGUUGGCCAUCGGACAGCUUACUAUAAGCACAUAGUGAGAGCAGUCCUCCAAACCUUAGGGGUCCCGGAGAACACAGUUCACUUCGUAGAAGGCUCAUCAUACGAACUGACCAAAGCUUUCUCUCUUGACAACUACAAACUCUCCGUUCUCGCGGACGUCGACGAAGUGAAAGGAACUGGAGACGAGUACCGCAAUCCAGGCAAACUGAGCGUUCUCUUCUGUCCCGGCCUUCCAGCCUUGGCUGAAGAAUACCUCGAUAGUGAUUUCCAGUUUGGAGGCGAAGACCAGCGUGGUCUCUUUGCAUUCAAUGAGCGCUUUCUCCCUCAAUUGGGAUAUCGAAAGCGUGCACAUCUCAUGAACACCAUGGUGCCAGGGUUACAGGGCAUAAAAAUGUCAUCGUCAGUGCCGGACUCCAAAAUUGAAUUUCUUGAGGAUCCUGAAUCUGUGCGCCGCAAGAUAUUCAAUGCUAGCUGCGAGGAUGGAAAGGCCGCUGAAAAUGGCUUGCUGAGUCUUCUCAAGUUGGUGGUUAUUCCUUUUAACCGGAAUAGGUUGGAAAAUGAAGGGGCAACGGAUCGUGAUAAAGGCGUGUUUCAAGUUAAACGAGGGAAUGGUGAGGUCGAGAGCUAUGCAUCGUACGAGGAUCUUGAGACCGCUUUUUCUACGGGCAAAAUAUCGUCUGGAGAUUUGAAAGAGGCAACGGUGCAAGCUGUGAAUGCGAUGUUGGAUCCUCUGCGUAAACAGUAUGAGGCGAACAAGGAGUGGCAGGCUGUUGAUAAGUUGGCAUAUCCUGAGGACCAGAAUAUUGCACUAUGA